AAAUGGCGGUCGAGUCGUGACUACUGUCAUUAAAGUCAUAAUAUUAAUGAGUAGAUAAUAAACAUUACCAUAAGUCACUAUGAUAUAACACAAUGGAGUGGAUUACAUGUUGUAAUCAUUUACAAUUAUUAUUAUAGUUUUCUUUCAAAUUAAAAAUUGUGUUCCUUCCACUGUAAUUACAGGUUGUUCUUUGAAGCCGUUAAUGUCUGUAAACAACUACUAUAAAUCGCCAUCAUUUAUUUCAAUCCUUUUUUGAAUACAAAAUCAUGGUUGUAUAAGAAUCGUAGUCGUAAUUUAUAGCGCGGUGGUUCUGUAGGAUUUUUUUUAAUUCUUGCAAAAGCAAACUUGUGACAGACAAAAGUAUAUCUUGAAGGGUAGUGUCUCUUUCAUUAUUCUAACAAAGUUUCAGAAAAUAUCAACAAGAUUGAAGACUGCAAAUCAAAAUUAAACAAUUUCAUCUGAACAUUGAAUUAUUUUAAAACUGAUUGCCAAUUCUACAAAAGCGUUAGAAUCCGCGGUUGUUACAUCAACCCUAAGCAUUUUUAUUUGUUUUUCUACACACAAAGGAACUACAAAGAACCUAUAAUUGUUUUAGUAAAUACCAAGGCACAAGCAAGCUAUACAAACCCCUCCGUGAAUUCAGUAUGUUUUAUGCUGAAGUCUGCGACACUUUAUCCUUAUAGUUUGCUAUUUGAUAAUAGUCAUGAUAUUUAUAAAAUCGAUUCUUACUCCAAUCGAAAUAUUACUUCAAACUAUUUUGUAUCGAUAUUUUCAAUCAUCGUACUGUAUCGCUUUUGUUUCUAGUGAAUUAUUCCGAUUUGAUUAUAAUAAAACCUUUGUUCAUAUUGAUCCAGAAGGAAGAAAUUUAACUAACGAUUUGCUGGAAGUUUCCGAAAUGGGAUGUUUAGAUUACAUAGUAAGAGUAAAUGAACCCAAAGAUUUUAUACAAAACUUCGAUAAAGUAGUUCAUUUGGGGAAUACUCGAAAAAGUGACAGAAAAAUAGUAUUUUUACCUGAAUCUUAUAAUAUCGAUGUAGUUGGGAAUUUGAUGGAAAUUUUAACAAUGAAGGAAACAACUUUUAUUCCAAAUGUUCUGAUAGUGGCACCAUCUACUAAUCAGUCAUGCGAAUCUUAUGAUUUGAUAACGCACAAAUACAUCGGAUUGUCAAAUCACAAUGAACCACUCUAUUUAGACCUGUGGAGUUCUUGCACCAAACAGUUUACUAAAAAUAAUAAUUUAUUCCCUCAUGACAUGUCAAAUAUGCACGGAAAAGUGGUCAAGGUGGCUUGUUUUACUUACAAGCCUUAUGUUUUGUUAGAUUUAAAUUCAACACUUGUGCCAUUCGGUCGAGAUGGAAUGGAAAUCAGAAUUAUUGAAGAGUUUUGCCGAUGGGUAAAUUGUUCAGUGGAAAUUGUUAGAGAUGAUAAGCACCAGUGGGGGGAAAUAUAUGAAAACAUGACCGGUGUUGGUGUUCUCGGCAGCUUGGUAGAAGACCGAGUGGAUCUCGGAAUAACGGCCCUAUAUUCCUGGUAUGAAGAAUAUUUAGCGCUGGAUUUUUCGGCUCCUUGUAUAAGAACUGGCAUAACCUGCAUUGCUCCGGCACCAAGGUUGCUGGCCAGCUGGGAAACUCCUUUCUUACCUUUCACCUUAUACAUGUGGAUUGCAAUAUUUUUUACGUUUUUGUAUGCCUCAUUUGCUCUGACUUUUGCACAAGGAGGCUCAACUAAAAAUGUUUUUCUCACAACGUUUGGUAUGAUGAUAACACAGUCACAAAGUGAUGUCGGUCAGUCAUGGAGGAUUCGCAGCAUAACUGGAUGGCUACUUAUCACUGGUUUGGUGCUGGACAAUGCGUACGGAGGCGGCUUGGCGUCUACCUUCACAGUGCCUAAGUAUGAGAAAUCAAUUGAUACAAUAAAAGACAUUGUGGAUAAAAAAAUGGAAUGGGGGGCAACGCACGAUGCUUGGAUAUUCUCGUUAGCUCUUUCACAAGAGACACAAAUUAAGCAAUUGGUAAAUCAAUUUAAAACAUAUUCCUUCGAAGAACUGGAGCGAAAGAGUUACUCUAGAAGCAUGGCGUUUAGUAUAGAGAAACUGCCUGCAGGUUAUUACGCCAUUGGGGAAUACAUAACAGAGAAAGCUGUAUUGGAUUUUACAAUAAUGUUGGAAGAUUUCUAUUACGAGCAAUGCGUUGUUAUGUUGCGGAAAAGUUCCGCCUACACAAACAAAAUGAAUGAAUUGAUAGGAAGACUUCACGAAUCCGGACUUUUGCUUGCAUGGGAGACACAGGUAGCGUUGACACAUUUGAAUUAUCAGGUUCAACUUGAAGUUAAAUUAUCUCGUUCUAAGAAAGAUGUUGAAAAGAUUGAACCACUUGCUUUACGUCAUGUUUUAGGGGUGUUCAUACUAUACGGCCUUGGGAUAAUAAUCUCCAUUGUGAUUUUUAUAUUAGAAAUAAUCAUUAACAAAAAU
Papilio xuthus (Asian swallowtail) is the source of this 2470-nucleotide messenger RNA. Its product is annotated as glutamate receptor 3.4. Gene Ontology annotation, cellular component: membrane. The annotation marks the transcript as partial. The record is from RefSeq and is a predicted model, not a curated record. The transcript is spliced from 9 exons. NCBI's taxonomy places the organism in Eukaryota, Metazoa, Arthropoda, Insecta, Lepidoptera, Papilionidae. Gene Ontology annotation, molecular function: ligand-gated monoatomic ion channel activity.